CACAAUCGGUACCCCAAGUGGUGCACGUUUUGAUUUUUGCCCUAGAACUACACACCUGAUUUAAAUAAUCACAAAUCUUUUAUAAUUUCAAUCAACUGUGUAGUGUUAAAGAGAGAGAAAAAAAAAAAGGUGCACUCUAGACGUCCAAAGGAUACCAGCUUGCAGUGACCAUUUUAAAACGAUGGACAUUAUUCAAGCCAAUAAGACCGUCUAAUGUAUGCGCUCUCUCCAAUCAGGAUUGGACCGAGUGAAGAAAAGCGAGUGUGUACGGAAACCACCGAAAGGCAUACUGAUAUAACUGGGUUUAGUGCGUAGAUUUGAUAGUGUUCGGUCUUUUGUGUAACGGACGGUUUGGCCAGCCAAGAUAGUCUAAAGUGAGAGAAAAACCAACUGGAUGAUGAGUUAUCAAAGACAGAAUAUGAAGUGUCUUAAAAUAUUGUCUAUAACCGUCGCGCUGUUGAUAGCGCACAGCUCUGCUAUUAUAAGAAUUCCCCUCCACAAGACGCGCAGUAUGCGCCGCCUGAUGAACGACAAUGGGAUGAGUUUUGAACAACUCCAGAACAUGGCCAAGACCGUUGGUGGUGCAGGAACUGACARACCAACACCCGUACCAGCAACCACUCAGAGCCCGAAAGUGCCAGUUGAGAGACUCACUAACUUCAUGGAUGCUCAGUAUUAUGGGGUGAUCAGCAUAGGCACACCACCCCAGGACUUUACUGUGCUGUUUGACACCGGCUCCUCCAACCUGUGGGUGCCCUCCAUUCACUGCUCCUUCCUGGAUGUUGCAUGCUGGCUCCACCAUCGUUAUAACUCGGAGAAGUCGAGCACGUAUGUUCAGAAUGGCACCAAAUUCUCCAUCCAGUAUGGCAGAGGCAGCUUGUCUGGGUUCAUCAGUGGGGACACUGUGUCUUUGGCUGGCAUGCAGGUCACUGGUCAACAGUUUGGUGAGGCCGUGAAGCAACCUGGCAUCACGUUUGCAGUGGCACGCUUUGACGGGGUGCUGGGCAUGGGCUACCCUACCAUAUCUGUCGAUAAGAUAACCCCUGUGUUUGACACCGCCAUGGCUGCCAAGCUGUUGCCUCAGAACAUAUUUUCCUUCUAUAUUAGCAGAGUUCCAUUUGCUGCUGUAGGAGGAGAGCUGAUGCUGGGAGGCACGGACCCACUGUACUACACUGGAGACCUGCACUAUGUCAAUGUCACACGCAAGGCCUAUUGGCAGAUUGAGAUGAGCAGUGUGGAAGUGGGAAACCAGCUGACGUUGUGCAAGGCCGGUUGCCAAGCGAUUGUUGACACGGGAACGUCCCUCAUCACCGGGCCUGCGGAGGAGGUCCGGGCGCUGCAUAAAGCCAUCGGAGCCUUGCCUCUACUGAUGGGAGAGUAUUGGAUUGACUGCYAGAAGGUUUCCUCUCUCCCCGUCAUCACAUUCAACCUGGGAGGGAAGAUGUUCAACUUGACUGGAGACGACUAUAUCAUAAUGGAUUCCCAGAUGGGUCAGAAAAUCUGUCUGUCAGGCUUCAUGGCRAUGAACAUCCCUCCUCCGGCUGGACCGCUGUGGAUCCUGGGAGAUGUGUUCAUUGGACGCUACUACAGCGUGUUUGAUAGAGACGCAGACCGRGUGGGGUUCGCCCCUGCCAAGUAGAGGGGAGAAACCACAAACAACCCCUAGCCACAUGUGGAGAUCUGAAAGGAUUUGAUGGGUAUUAGCAAUAUAGUGGUCCUACCAAACCAAGGUGCAAGGUGGAGCUAGUACCUAUCAAAUCCCCACAGAUCAUGCUGAAUUAUAGGAGAGGCACACCACCAAAAUGAACAAACGCCCCCCAAAAGAAACUUGUCUUAGCCUAUUUUUCUUAUUUUGGGGGGGGCGGGGGGGGGGGGCUGUUUCUUAAUUUUCUUUUAAGACUAAUAAAAGUGUUCCCGGGUGAGUUUGGUGAAUGAUUAAUAAAUAGUUACAGAUCAAAACUGAUAUGAGCUGCUGUAUGCAGUUCAGCUUGGUGUUUUGUAUGAAGACGAAGUGGUACUGUUGUAUCUCCUAUCUGACAAUGCAACCACUUUUAUGUUUGGAAAGCAGAUUACUGAAUGCAUAUCUUUAUUCUAAAUACAUUUCCUUUGUAGAUGAAGCAGAAGACUGAAUGCAUAUCAUUGUAGAUUCAACUCUGGUUGAUUUAACAAAAACAAUGUUGACGUCCAGUGAAUUUGACUAUGUACCAAGGACCAGGGUACAGUAAUAGUAUCAAGGUUUCUCAAACUUUUUUUGUGAAACGAUGUCUUGUGAUGUGUACACUUGAACUCUUAUUGUACGUUGACCCCAAGACCAUGAUGCUUCCGUUAUAGCCUAAAUAAACUGGUAAUGCACUACAG
This is a messenger RNA of Salvelinus sp. IW2-2015, 2358 nucleotides long. It is a transcript of the gene napsa, whose product is annotated as napsin A aspartic peptidase. Gene Ontology annotation, cellular component: lysosome. The record is from RefSeq and is a predicted model, not a curated record. NCBI's taxonomy places the organism in Eukaryota, Metazoa, Chordata, Actinopteri, Salmoniformes, Salmonidae. Gene Ontology annotation, molecular function: aspartic-type endopeptidase activity. Gene Ontology annotation, biological process: proteolysis.